This is a messenger RNA of Pocillopora meandrina, 1460 nucleotides long. NCBI's taxonomy places the organism in Eukaryota, Metazoa, Cnidaria, Anthozoa, Scleractinia, Pocilloporidae. The record is from the annotation of a GenBank genome assembly.
AUGGGGCUCGCAAGUGAAGCUACCCUAGCAGAAACAGUUGUUGAAGUGACCCUUCUGUUGUUUUCCUGUUGUGGGACUGUCCUGGCAAACAUCAUGGUACUUAUUGUUGUGGCUACAAAAGAGAAACUUCAGGCUCCAACAUACUUCUACUAUUUGAGUCUGGCUGUCUCCGAUUUUAUUUUGGGUAAGGAAGUACAGUAUUGGGUUUUACUUUUGAGUUUCUUUUGUUUUCUUGUUUUUCAUUUUUCGUUUUUUCUUUGUUGUGGCCUUUGUUUUAUGGUGCACAAUAUAAACGUCUGGAUCUACCUGUAAUUUGGCCAGCCAAUGAAGUUUAUUUAUGGAUUUGUCUGUUUUUCAUUCAUUAUGUCGAGUCUUUUUUGUGUUUUUCAUUAAGUUAUUCAGUUAAGAAGGUUGUGUAACUUGUCUAUUUUUUUUAAAAAUAAACAAGCUACAGUGAGGUGAAACCGACAACACUCAACUGACAGCUUUGUUAUGAAAACCCACUGAUGACGUUUACAAAUGUACUGAUUCUGCGACCAUGCAGACUUAGCAUAAGGUGUAGAGUGAAAACAGCACACGGUCAACACAUAAUAGAAAAUUUAACAUCCAGAACAUUGCCAAAUGUUCCUAUAAUUUUUCCUUUCUUUCCUUAAGGUGUGUUUUGCAUACCGCUAGUAAUAGCGGCAUUCGUUUUGCACCGUUGGCCAAUUGGAGACAUCUUGUGUCAGUUAUACGCUGUUCUCAUCAGCGUGUCAGUGAACUGUUCCGUUGUGACGCUGGCCAUAAUCAGUGUGGACCGUUAUUUCGCCCUCUCAAAACCAGUGGAGAGCAGAGCCCAUCUGACCUUCACCAAACGACGCUACAAACUGAUCAUUAUCGCCAGCUGGCUGCACUCGGUGUUCUGGGCCAGCGGUCCGUUAUUCAAAUGGGGAAGCACAAAGUUGGACGAGUUUACACACACUUGCAAACCCGACUGGGGAGGGGAAGGGCUGGCUAAUAAAACCUACGCAUUGUGUUUGGCGUUUUUCGCCUUCGCAGUGCCAGUCGGCGCAAUGAUAUACGCCUAUUACAAGAUCUAUUGCAUAGCAAGGGCUUCGAAGAGAGCCGCAGCUCGUUAUGAUCCCCAAAAGGAAGAGUCACCGCAAGGUGAGCGCGUUCCACUGAAAGAAAGCACUGCUACAAAACACACAAAUGCUGCUGCAACUGCUGACGACAACAAAGCCCUGAAGACGGUCUUGUUGCUGAUUGGUUCAUUCGCUGCCUGCUGGUCGAUCUACACCCUAGCAACCGUCUGGAGGAUAUUGGCGUCAAAUUCCGUUCCCCCGUGGAUUGUUCGCGUUGGACUGGUACUUACUCUCUGUAACUGCUGCAUCGACCCGUUCAUAUAUUCAAUCCGAGAUGAGAAGAUGAAACGAGAAAUCAAGGAAAUGAUCUGCAAAAUUCUGUGUAGAAACACAUGA